AUGAUACAAGCAGAUCGAUGCUGCAUCAACUCGACAUCGAAGAAGAUACAUUCAGAAUACGCCAAUUUCUCAUUGGAAUUAGCAAAACUGCAAAUACCGAAAGAUUUCAAUCUAUCGAAAAUAGCAAAAGAUCUCAAAAGUUUCGGCAUUCAUAGUCUCAAAGAUGAUCACCAUCUCGAAGGUUUACCCCUCGAUCGACAUGGCAAAGUCAAUCCUGAGUUUCACCGAGAACUAUUCUUAGGCAACCAUGAACUAUUCGAGUCCAAUAUUCAACACGAUGAAAUGAAACGAAAUAAGAAGCUGGAAGAAAUCUUUCGACUAGCUGAUAUUGAUCAUGAUGAGCGUGUGACGCGAGAAGAGUUGGUGAGUUAUCUGUUCAAGAAUGUUCAAGAUCAUCUGAAAGAAGCGAAAGACAAGAACGCUCAAUUGUUCAUACUGAUCGAUACGAACAACGACGGAAAAGUGACAUGGCCUGAAUAUGCAGCAUUGUAUCUUAAACUCCAUAAUCAAAAUGUAUCUGUUGACAAAUAUCUAUAUGACAUGGACACUGCACCACAAUCAAUAGAUCUCGAUUUGCUUGCCGAACUUCUUAGAAUUCGUAAUCGUUGGAUGCGCGUUGGAGAUAAUCUUAAUAUCGACCAAUUUCUUGCAUUUCGUCAUCCCGAAUUAGUCAGUCAAGCAUCAACAAGUAUCGCUGAUAAUCUCAUGGCGCAGUUAGAUCGUGAUAAUGAUCAGCAAUUAACCGAAAAAGAGUUCAUCAUUGUUCCAUCACAUGAUAUAAAUGGAGAACAUGGUGAGACAAAACGGGAAGCAAUAGAUCAGCAAUGGAUGGCGUCCCAAAAGCGAGAAUUUCUUGAAUUCGACGAAAAUCAUGACGGCAUUCUCUCCAAGGAAGAAUUAGUUAAAGCAUAUGAUCCAAUGAAUCGUGCGCAUAUCAAUAUUCAAGUAAAUAGACUAUUUGAAAAAGUUGAUGAUUCACCACGUGAUGAUACUUUGUCAUUAAAUGAGAUUCAAAGGCAUGCUCAUGUGUUCGCUGAUAUGCGUAUUCUUGACACGGAUGAAGUUUUACAUGACGAAAUAAUAAAACCAACAAAGAUUGAAAGUCAGGUGAAAAAAUUAGGACGCAGUUCAUCACCGAAAUCAACAACAUCGAAGAAGAAGAAAAGCAAAUCAUUCAUUUAUGGAAAAAACAUAUUUAAGCUUAUCAUGAUUUGA
Adineta ricciae is the source of this 1215-nucleotide messenger RNA. NCBI's taxonomy places the organism in Eukaryota, Metazoa, Rotifera, Eurotatoria, Adinetida, Adinetidae. The record is from the annotation of a GenBank genome assembly.